AAAAAAAUCCCCGGGAUUGGAGCGUUCAGUGGCGGCAUAUUUCACGGUGUAGGAGUCACCUGCGGAGCUGCGCAUGAAGUGGAGCUUCUGUAAGCCUAUGGGAUGGAACAAACGUGCAAUCUGCGAGCAAGAAUGGACGGAGGCCUAAUGGAAGAGCCUGACAGGAUUGAAAAUAUCCGAAGGAAGUUAAGUUGGACUGAUGAUACGUCAUUAAAGAUGCAGAGGAACAGAGCAGAAGAGCACAUUUUUCCCAGUGCCCACUUCUUAACCUCUCAAGAGAUGGACCAUCGUAGGCAGCUUCUUAGGACUGGCUCUGCACCGGGAAUUAAACUGCACAUCUUGCGGGACCAAAUCCUUCAGCAGCAGAUGAACCACCAGGCAGCUCUAAACAAUGGCCUGGACCAUGUAAUAGAAAUCUACCGGCAGGGUGAGAUCACCAGGAAGGUCAGGAAAGUCACUUUUGCUACCCUUCCUCCUCCUUCUACAGGGAUGAAAUCCAAAGAUAGAGGGCGUGAGAGACUACAAAAUGACGGCGAGAAAAAAUCAGAUAACAAGAAAGAUCGAGUGAAAGGACAAGGUAAACAAUCCAUAAGAGUGUCGUCUUGGCGGGAAGGACAAAGGCUGGUGAGACUGCUGCUCGGGCCUCCUCCAAAACACUUCAUCCCGGAGACUGAGAAAGAGGAAAGAGUCCAGGAUUACCCCAGCGGUGCCAUUGUUUUGAAAAAUACUCCGGAGAACAACUGCAUGAAAUUAGAAGCUCAGAUACCUUGUCCUACACCUACCGCCUCUAAACACUGUGGAACAAACGGCAAAGUAACAUCUAAUGGAAAUAAGGAGAAUACAGAGUUGCACCAGCCGCAGGGUCCUCAGAAAGCUCGAAGCUAUAAUGUGGAGGAAGUGCGAGCAUUCAUGGACCGCAGGGAGCAGGAGAGGAAAAAGCAAGCUGUUCAGGACAGGCGUAAAGUCAACUUGGAGAUGGAAACCAAGAAAGAGCGAAUCCUGGAGGUCCUCAAGAAGCAACGUGAGGCCGUUAGUAAGACCAGGCACAGCCCAGGUCAGCACAAGAGGCUGGAUCGAGGAGUGCGUAAGAUGAAGGGACAGCAUUUAACUGGUUUGAUACUUCAUGAUGAAAGUGCAAAAAAAUACAAAGAAGAAAUGAUGUGGAGGGCACAUGGCCUAAUCCCUCCAGACAAGCGGCAUGUUAAUGAUGAACUGAAUGGAUUUGUGUGGAGGAGAAGAGCUGCUGACAAUGUAAUCAGUAGGGACAGUGCAAGUGAUGUUUGCAAUUCCAGUCCAUUGAGAUUAGCAGAUCUGGCCCUACAAGGUAACGUUUCAGAUGGAAGCGUUACCCUGAGCAAAGCCGCGGGAGAUGCUCUACUGAUUAAAGCCGAGAGAGUGCAGGCUCUCCGAGAAGUGGCUGAUGCACUGGCUGCCCGCGUCGAUACUCAGGCUGCCAAGCUGGUUGCCAGAGGAGGGAAAGUGAAGCUGCCAACUGGAGGAGAGCCACGACCUGUGCUGGGUGGUCACAGGCCUCGGAUUGCACUUGAUUUGGAUGACUCUACGUCCAUCAGUGAGGAGCUUCCCUGGAGUGAGGAAGUUGGAGAGAUACGAGCAGACUGUUCAGUGCCUGAAGUUAAGAGGUCAUGGAGUCCAAAAAGAGCAUGGGGAGCCAACAAACUGGAGAUAUCAGGACCGAGUCAUUUAGUAAGUCAACAAAGAGACAAGGAAACAAAACAAGUGGCUGCAUCCUUUGGAUCCAAACACGUAGUCUCUAAAGGAAUAGCAAGUAUUCAUUAUGAACCUCUAAAUGUUAAUGGUGUAAUAUCAGAGGGCGCUGAUGCCAGCUCUACAGAGGAUAACAAUGAAGCCACCAGUGAGUGGAAUGACCUGAGCCCAUUUUUUGGUCAGGGAGACACGCUAAGCCGCCUUUCUGCGGAACUUUCCAAUCAGUCUUUGCGUGACGAAGAACUCCAUGCACGUUACCAUAGUGCCCUCUUUAAACUGAGAGAAGAAGCUUUGAGUGAGAAAACGUCUGCUGAGUUGGCAUGGCUUGAUCAUCAAAAAAACAGGUACUUAGCAAAGGGAGAUGAAACAAAGCUUGCUGAUAUCAUAGAGAAGCAGGAGGAGGUUGUGAAAAAGCUGCGCCUGGAACAGGCCGAAAUCCAGCAUCUCAAGAGUCUGCAUCAGUCUGCUCGACAACAAAGGAAACUUCUACUACAGCACCAGAGGGAGAUUGUGGGAAUCCAGCAGUCCGCUGCCCAGUUACACAAAGAUUUACAAGAAGUCUCUGCUGACCACCUGAAAAGAGAACUGGCAAUCGAUCACUUAAUUGGCAACCUGAAAAAAGACUUGGAAAAGACACAGUUGAACAGUAGAGAGCAGGAAACACUUGGGGAUGACGUUUACUUGAGUCCAUUUCAAGGAGACCCAGAAAACAAGGGUCUGGCUUACAUCAAAUCUUUAGAAGCAAUGCUUUAUGGCGUUCCUGUUGGCUCAGUUGCCGGUGAACAACACAAAAUCCCCAGUAGUGUGAUGGAGUGCUACAAGACCACGGAGGAGAAGUCGCCAGUCAAUACUGGAAAAGUGAAAAAGCGGUUUAAAAAGACCACAGGGUACAGUUUUGGACUUCCUCACUCAAUACUGGACAACCAGCCAAGAAAAAGUGGUGAAUCCGAUGGCAGAACUAUGGAAAAUGAUCCGUAUUCUAUGAAAAUAAUUCAGUCUGAAUUGAGGAAUGGAGACACAGACAACCAGUCUAGUGUGGAAAAGCCCAGAGACAACAAAGAAGCCAGUUGUGAAGAAGUUCAGUACUCUACAGCUGACAGCACAAAGACAGAUGAACAAAGCCCUGAAGAUGAAGCUUUUCGUGCUCAAGAAUCAGAGUGUAAAAACAUCAAGCAUCACCGAGCAGGUUGUGAUGACAACUUGUUUAUUUCUGAAGAUAGUGCUCAGCAUCAGAUGUCCUCUGUUCCUAGUGAGGACUCGCAGAAACUGCAGAAGAACAUGGAGUUGUGUUCCUCACAUCCAGAUAUCCAGACUCUUUCUUCCUCUGCAUCAUCCUUUAAAAUGGGAGUUGUCACUACUGACCUGGAAGACGGUAAAUGUCCUGACGGCAGUCCUUUGCUGCGUGAAGAUCGUAAGGCUUCUGCCACAUCUUCUGAAGGUAUGGAAGUGUUUCCAGUGGAUGACACAGACUCGGACAACACACAGCUUCAGAAUGAAUCUACCUCUGACCCAAACGGACCGUCUUCUGAUGCUUCAAAUGUUACUGGAGGCAGAGAUAAAUGGAUGGCUGACAAAAGGUCUGCGGAUAAUCAUGACUUGGACUGUGUGAACAGAGAGCAUGACCCGGUAGAAGAACGUAGCUCUGAUCAUAAAGAAGACUUGCCUUUUUCCAGUGACCUGCUAAAGCUCCGACUCUCUCCCAUCCCUUCUGAUGAAAACACGGAAUCUUGUCCUUCCCUCUCCGAAUUCCAACAGGUAUCUGCUAUGCAAGUCAUUCUCAGUGAGACCUCGUUGUCAUCCACUGAAAUUGAAGAGGAUAUCCCAUUAGACACAGAUGAUUCUGACUGUGAACGGUUGGAAGAUGCUUAUCAGAACUAUAAGGAACUGGCAUCUGUAAACAUUUCUCCUAAUAUGGAUCAGGUGUUUGCAAUUAGGGAUGAAUAUCAGGAUGUGGACCAUGAAAAGCAUGUCACUGAUGGACUUGACAGAACUGUACCACAUAAUGUGACAAACCACAUGUUUGUACGUACCAGUCAAAUGAACAAUGACUUCGCGGUAAGCAAGAAUAGUGUACUUUCAUCCAUCCAGGAAUCGGUAAAAUGUGAGGAAAAGGGCAUUCUAACAGAUGACGUGAUGAAAGGUCAAGAAAGAAGUCCUGCAAAAGUUAAUAACAUGGGAGUAAGUCAAGAUAACGUACCUCAAUAUGCAGAAAUGAAUUCAGAAUCCAGAAGCUUCAGUAGCUCCCUUGACAUCUCGUAUUCCUGCAAUGAAAGUUUCUCAGAAUGUGAGCAGAAAUCGAAGGAAUUUUCAUGGAGCAGCCAAGAUCUGCCUUCCUCGGUGGAAGACGAGAUCCUGAUAGAAAGUCACAAUGUCAAUCUGGCCUUACUGAAUAACCGCACUGCAGACCAAGAGCAAAGUGUCGAUCCUUUGGCCAUAGUGAAUGAAAUUCUUCCUCCAAACAAAAAUGCUGGAUUAACCCGCCCUGUUGAAACAGAGCUGAAUAUUAAAUCCGAGGAAAGCCUAAUGGGUCCACCUGUGCCUUUCAAUGAAGACCUUCAUACAUCGAUGAACGAGGAGAUGAUUUCAGAUUGUCUUGAUUUACCUCCUCCUCCAGAUGACAUUUUGUAUUCUGACGAAGAAACGUUGAAAUGUAUGGCCGAUGAUCAUUCCGAUAAAAGUUUGGACCUACCAUCCCUUUCAGAAGAUAUGUUCUUUACAGCCAAAGAACGUAUUCACACAAAGGAGAUGAUGAGAAAUAAACCUAAAGGAUGUGAGACCCCACCUGAGACUUUGGAGAAUUCAACAAGCAGGAAAAGAGACACUCCUACUGAAGAAACUCAAGGAAAUGAAAUAAUCGGCCAUGAUGGUUCCAAGAAGGAGAUUCCUUUUGUAACUCUAAAGCCUACUGGAAGUGAUGAUGAAAACUCUGACCCCCUGUCUUCAUUCAGGAUCGGGGACAGGGUUUUGGUUUGCCUCUCUAAACCCGGAGUGCUCAAGUUUAAAGGUCUCACAAAGUUUUCAAGUGGAUACUGGGCAGGAGUAGCUUUAGAUAAGCCAGAAGGUCAUCACAAUGGCACUUUUCAAGGCAUUCAGUACUUUAGUUGUCCUCCCAAAUAUGGGGUCUUGGUCAGAGCAGAAGAUAUAUCACAUCUUUUGGAAGACCGUAAAAAUGAUUCCUACUCCAAUGAUACAGAUGAAGAUCCAUCAUCAGGAGAUGAAGAGCCAAAGAGUUAUGGGUCAUUUGAAAAAGACUUGACAACAGAAAAAUCAACUGAUCGAAAAGAGGAUGGUACAGGAAAAGGAAGCCAGGAGAUGGAUGGGAACAAUUCCAAAUUCUCUAAAGUUUGCCAAAGUGGAUCAUGCAAUCCAUCAAUUCAGGAAUUAAAUAGUAGGAUUCAUAAAGAACCUUCUGGAAUAAUUAAGCAAUGCCUAACUCUGCAAAGGUUUGUCUUGGCGUCUACACUAGCGGAGCCUAAUAUGGAUGUAAAUGAAUUACGAGAUGCCAUGGAUGAAGCCAAAAGAUCAGUCCAGUAUUUGGCAAAUACCUUCUUCAACCAUGUCACCCAGACAGCUAAGAAAAUGUAUGGACCUGAAUUGCAACCAUUUGUGGUGUGUCAAGGGGAAAAAAGAAAAAUGAAUAUCGUUGUGCAUACCGUAAUUGAGGAAUUUCGAAAAAGUAUUUUUGACGACAACUCUCUUCUCCUCAUGGAGUCGAAAUGUAAGCAAUCAGAUGUGGAAAUCAUUCAAAAGCAAGGCAGGUUCUUAGUGUCCGACUUGAAGUCAAUGAGCAGAGUUACAAGAGGAAGAAGAAACUUCUGGGGAUCAGUCAACGGGAUGAUCGGCGAUGUCAUGGAUGAAGUAGUGCAAGAGCGGUGGAAUACGAGGAGACCAUCCCUUAAAAUGGACAUUAAAAACUGCAGAGGAUAUCACGACUACUGUGUUUAGCAGGGGCGUUCAAAGAGAGGGAUGCCUUUUAAUUAGCUAGACCAACAAAGAGCUGAAUUUAACAGUGAAGAUGAUGGAGGCCACCGGAAGACGCUUCUCUUAGCCUGAUGUCUGUGCGCCGCACCAAGAAUGACCACUGAACGCCUAAAGAGGAUUAAAUGAGCUCCUUUAUAAGAAAUUACAUUUUUAAAUUGCUGAAAAUCGAGACGCUUUGAGGUGUAAUCAUUUGAAAAGUCUUUACCCUACUUCACAAUUUCCUGGAAAAAUGAUGAAAUCAAAUAGGGGAGCCCUUGUUGGGGGUCUUGUUGGUGUCUCGGGCAGCGCCACACACACCUCUGAAGUGUAGCGAGUCUGCUAUUUAUUUUCAUUAAGAAGGCAGAACUUUUAUAAUUUAUGGAAUUGUUCUUUAAGUCGUUACCCAGCCUGGCUGCUUUUCUAAAUCUUAACGUUUGUAAAAGAAAAAUGUCCAGACUUUCACACAACCAUUUAAAAUGAAACGUACUGAAUAUCCGCUUCCUAUGGCUUUCUACUUUAGGCUGGUCUUAUAUGCACCAUCUUUAUUAAAUUGUGGCUAAUGUGUUAAAUGUUUUGUAGUUUACAUCAUGCUUGGAGAGAUUUUAAAUUUAAGUGUUAAUUUAAAACGUAUUUAGAUUUGUGAGUAUUUAAACUGGGGCUGUGAUUCCAUGACAGAUAAAGUGUGAAGGCAGCUAAACGUAACCGAAUUAUUAGCCAAUCAUGCUUAGAAGCAAAAGACAAAUUAUGACUUAAAAGCGCUCUGAGAAACAAAAUAUUUAAAAGAUUGACAAAAUUAUAAUUUUACCGCAUAUAAACAACGUGAUUUUUUUUUUUUCUGUUUAUUUGUGUGGAUACAAUUAGACGUGAAGAAUUUCAAGAGACCCUCGUGUUGUCCACAAGAACGACAAGUGACCUGAACAGCAGAGUCGGACAAAAAAAAAAACGUAACCUCGGGUUUUCUUCCCUCGUUCUGUUUCUUAAAGAGACGCCAGUGUCUCCAUGUUUACAGUACUAAACACAACAGGAAGUAUGGAAGCUGGGGAUUUUCCAUGACUUUGAAUGCACGUGUGACGUCUGCAGAACUUCGUCUGUGCCCCACUCUUCCUCAGGCCGCUCACCACAUUGUGACGUGUGGCACUGUCGACUUCUUCAGGGCGUUUUCUGCCAUACAGAUCGGUCGUUCGGUUUGUUCAGUUGCUUUACUUUGCACAAACACCUUCACGUUCACCUUAUUAAUAACGGCGGGUUCGUUUUUAAACUUCCUCCGUCAGUCUAUGGAUUUGCUUCACCUUUAACAAUGACUAAGAGUUCUGCUAAAAGUAACGUAUAGAGAUGUCAUUUAUUUACGGUGUGAUGCUUUUUUGAAUGUUAAAAAUUCCAUAUUUUAAAUACUUGUGAUUAUAUUUAAUAAUAAUAACAUUUGUCUACCAUGCUAUAUUGUGUUUAUAAGCCUAUAUGUAAUCUCUCUACCUUGAUUAAGCUUCAGCUUAAAGACACAUAAAUAUCUGGACCAAAACGUUUGCACUUUGCUUAUGCACUUCCUUGUAAAAACAUUUAUUUUUAAGGUUUUGUUUGUUUCCUUAAAAUAUGUUUUGACUGAUUUUAA
Molecule: messenger RNA, 7291 nt
Organism: Polypterus senegalus (gray bichir)
Lineage: Eukaryota; Metazoa; Chordata; Cladistia; Polypteriformes; Polypteridae
Product: centrosome-associated protein 350
Exons: 21
Coding region: 103-5670 (1855 amino acids)
Biological process (GO): microtubule anchoring
Cellular component (GO): centrosome
Molecular function (GO): microtubule binding
Source: RefSeq, a predicted model, not a curated record